Molecule: messenger RNA, 1841 nt
Organism: Striga asiatica
Lineage: Eukaryota; Viridiplantae; Streptophyta; Magnoliopsida; Lamiales; Orobanchaceae
Source: the annotation of a GenBank genome assembly
AAAGACUUGCAUGUGACUAUCAUGAUAUUAAAUAUCUUACUCAUACCUGUCAUUACAAUUUACAAUGUAAAACUAAAGACCUUGUGCAAGAAAAAAAAUGCUAACUUCAGAGCAAAAACAGAUCCAUGAGCUUCUCUUGCAUCCAUAUCUCCUUACACUCACCACCUUAAUACUCUCACUAUAUUUUCUCCUCAUCAGAAAAUGGCUACACGAAAACCCGAGUAAUAAUAACAAAAAAAACUUGCCUCCAUCACCACCAAGAUUGCCAAUCUUGGGCAACCUUCACCAGCUAAGCUUACUAACCCACCGCUCUCUCAAAUCCUUGGGCUCGAAACACGGCCCAUUAAUGCUCCUAUACUUCGGCAGCAAGCCCGUUAUCAUACUCCAGUCGGCCCGUGCAGCUAGCGAGAUCAUGAAAACGCAUGACCUGGCAUUUGCCGACAAGCCCAACUCGCGAACAACUAAGAGAAUCUUUUACAACAUGAAGGAUAUAUCGGUAGCUCCUUACGGAGAGCAUUGGAGAAAACUGAAGAGCGUUUGUAUCGUGCAUUUGCUGAGCGGCAAAAGGGUCCAAGAAUUUAAUUUCAUUAGGGAACAAGAAACGGCCCGUCUGAUAGAAAAGAUUGGUUCGGCUCGUUUUUCGGUUGUUAAUCUGAGCGAGCUUUUUAUGUCGUUGACGAACGAUGUGAUUUGCCGCGCGGCUUUCGGGAGGAGAUACGGUGAGGAGGAAGAUGGGAGGAAGUUUCUGGUUCUGCUUAGGGAGGUUAUGGAGAUAUUGGGAAGUGUUAGUGUGGGGGACUUUAUUCCUUGUCUUAAAUGGGUUAAUUGGGUUAGUGGGUUUGAGGGGAAAUUGGAGAGAGUUGUUAGGGAAGUUGAUGUUUUCUUGGAGAUGGUAAUUCAAGAGCAUAUGGUUAAUCAAUCUGUUGAUAAAGAUGAAAAGAGAGAGAAUUUUGUGGAUAUUUUGCUUGAUGUUUGCAAGGAUGAUAAGAUUGGUGUGGCCAUUGAUAGAGAUAGUAUCAAAGCUGUUAUUUUGGAUAUUCUUGCUGGAGGAACAGACACAACAGCCGCAACUCUCGAAUGGGCAAUGACGGAGCUCUUAAGACACCCAUCGACCCUCGAAAAGCUUCAGAACGAAGUCCGACAAGUCGCGAAAGACAAACGGGACAUAACAGACGAUGACUUGGCGAAAAUGAAGUACUUAAAAGCCGUCGUGAAAGAGACCUUACGUUUGCAUCCCCCCAUCCCUUUGCUUGCUCACGAAGCAAGAGAAGACAUUCGGUUCAUGGGAUUUGAUGUCCCGCGCACCACAAUGGUCAUAACGAACGUGUGGGCCAUCGGGACAGAUCCCAGCACUUGGGACGAGCCCGAAAAAUUUCUGCCCGAGAGGUUUCUGAGUCGCUCGAUCGACUUUAAGGGGCUCGAUUUCGAGCUCAUCCCGUUUGGGGCAGGGAGGAGGGGCUGCCCUGGGAUUACAUUUGCGGUGGCUAGCGUUGAACUCGUUUUGGCGAGUCUCGUGCGGAAAUUCGACUGGAUUUUGCCAAAGGGAAUGAAAUGUGAUGAUUUGGAUGUGAUAGAACAGCCUGGUGUGACUAUUCAUAGGAAAAUUCCACUUUUGGCUGUUGCAAGUAAAUGUUGUGCUGUCUAGUGUUUGAUCAAUUUGUUGUGAUAGUUUUGGGUUUCAAUUGUGUGAUUCUAUGCUCUUUUGUAGCUCAAAGUGUACAAUUUAUCUCAAAAGGCAAAAAAUUAUCUAAAGUUUUGAAGCAUCUAAAACUUCAUUGAGGAUAUCUAUGAACUCUAUGACAGCUCCAUGUGGAGCUGUCUCAUUGGCUGUUGGCUCCAUA